Molecule: messenger RNA, 7653 nt
Organism: Hippopotamus amphibius kiboko
Lineage: Eukaryota; Metazoa; Chordata; Mammalia; Artiodactyla; Hippopotamidae
Gene: ERCC4
Product: ERCC excision repair 4, endonuclease catalytic subunit
Exons: 11
Coding region: 9-2762 (917 amino acids)
Biological process (GO): double-strand break repair via homologous recombination; nucleotide-excision repair involved in interstrand cross-link repair; resolution of meiotic recombination intermediates
Cellular component (GO): nucleotide-excision repair factor 1 complex
Molecular function (GO): single-stranded DNA binding; single-stranded DNA endonuclease activity; damaged DNA binding
Source: RefSeq, a predicted model, not a curated record
GGGCUCUCAUGGAGACAGGCUCGCCCGCCCGGGCGACGGCGAUGGCGCCGCUGCUUGAGUACGAGCGGCAGCUGGUGCUGGAACUGCUGGACGCGGACGGGCUGGUAGUGUGCGCCCGCGGGCUCGGCGCGGACCGGCUCCUCUACCACUUCCUCCGGCUGCACUGCCACCCGGCGUGCCUGGUGCUGGUGCUCAACACGCAGCCGGCCGAGGAGGAGUACUUUAUCAAUCAGCUGAAUAUAGAAGGAGUCGAACAUCUCCCUCGCCGUGUGACAAAUGAAAUCACAAGUAGCAGUCGCUAUGAGGUGUACACACAAGGAGGUGUGAUAUUUGCAACAAGUCGAAUACUUGUGGUUGAUUUCUUGACUGAUAGAAUACCUUCAGAUUUAAUUACCGGCAUCUUGGUGUAUAGAGCUCACAGAAUAAUCGAGUCUUGUCAAGAAGCAUUCAUCUUGCGCCUCUUUCGACAGAAAAACAAGCGUGGUUUUAUUAAAGCUUUCACAGACAACGCUAUUGCCUUUGACACUGGCUUUUGUCACGUGGAAAGAGUGAUGAGAAAUCUUUUCGUAAGGAAGCUGUAUCUGUGGCCAAGGUUCCAUGUAGCAGUAAACUCGUUUUUAGAACAGCAUAAACCUGAAGUCGUAGAAAUUCAUGUUUCUAUGACACCUGCCAUGCUUGCUAUACAGACUGCUAUUCUGGACAUUUUAAAUGCAUGUCUAAAGGAACUAAAAUGCCAUAACCCGUCACUUGAAGUUGAAGAUUUAUCUUUAGAAAAUGCUAUUGGAAAACCUUUUGACAAGACAAUCCGCCAUUAUCUGGAUCCUUUGUGGCACCAGCUUGGAGCCAAGACUAAAUCCUUAGUUCAGGAUUUGAAGAUAUUACGAACUUUGCUGCAAUAUCUCUCUCAAUAUGACUGUAUCACAUUUCUUAAUCUUCUGGAGUCUCUCAGAGCAACAGAGAAGGCAUUUGGUCAGAAUUCAGGUUGGCUGUUUCUUGACUCCAGCACCUCAAUGUUUAUAAAUGCUCGAGCGAGGGUUUAUCAUGUUCCAGAUGUCAAAAUGAGUAAAAAAGGCAAAAUGCCUGAAAAACUGGAAAUUAAAGAAGAACAAGAAACAAAAAAGGAGCUGGUCCUAGAAAGCAACCCAAAGUGGGAAGCACUCACAGAAGUAUUGAAAGAAAUCGAGGCAGAGAAUAAGGAGAGUGAAGCGCUUGGUGGUCCAGGACAAGUUCUCAUUUGCGCGAGUGAUGACAGGACGUGUUCCCAGCUGCGAGAGUACCUCACUGUCGGAGCAGAGGCCUUCUUGUUGAGGCUCUACAGGAAAACCUUUGAGAAGGACAGCAAAGCCGAAGACUUGUGGAUGAGGUUUAGGAAGGAGGAUGGCUCAAGGAGAAUUAUGAAGUCCAACAAAAGGCCCAAAGACCUGCAAAACAAAGACAGGGCUUCUGCCAGAAAGAGGGCUCUCAAAAAGAAGAAAGCAAGGUUGACCCUCACUCAGAUGGUGGGAAAAUUAGAAGAACCGGAGGAGGAGGAGGGAGGUGUGGAGGAGGGCUAUCCAAGAGACCUUAGCAGUAGCCCCGAAAGCUGCUCAGAAGAAAUUAAGCACGAAGAGUUUGAUUUAAACAUGUCCUCGGACGCCGCGUACGGAAUCCUGAAAGACCCCCUCACCAUCAUCCACCCGCUCCUGGGCUGCAGCGACCCCUACGCUCUGACACGGGUGCUCCACGAGUUGGAGCCCAGAUACGUGGUCCUGUACGAUGCCGAGCUGACUUUCGUGCGUCAGCUUGAGAUUUACAGGGCCAGCCGGCCGGGGAAACCCCUGAGGGUUUACUUUCUUAUAUACGGAGGUUCAACCGAGGAACAACGCUAUCUCACUGCUUUGCGGAAAGAAAAGGAAGCUUUUGAAAAACUCAUAAGGGAAAAGGCUAGCAUGGUUGUCCCUGAAGAAAGAGAAGGCAGAGAUGAAACGAACCUCGACCUUGUAAGAGGCUGUGUGUCUGCAGGUACUCCCGCUGACACGCGCAAAGCCGGUGGCCAGGAGCAGAAUGGUACCCAGCAAAGCAUCGUUGUGGACAUGCGUGAGUUUCGCAGCGAACUCCCAUCUCUGAUCCACCGUCGGGGCAUCGACAUCGAGCCCGUGACCUUAGAGGUCGGAGACUACAUUCUGACUCCAGAAAUGUGUGUGGAGCGCAAGAGCAUCAGCGAUCUGAUCGGCUCUUUGAACAACGGCCGCCUCUACAGCCAGUGCAUCUCCAUGUCCCGCUACUACAAGCGGCCGGUGCUUCUGAUCGAGUUUGACCCCACUAAGCCCUUCUCCCUCAUGUCCCGAGGCGCCUUCCACCAGGAGAUCUCCAGCAACGAUGUCAGCUCCAAGCUCACCCUGCUUACGCUGCACUUCCCCAGGCUCCGGCUCCUCUGGUGCCCGUCCCCGCAUGCCACCGCCGAGCUGUUUGAGGAGCUGAAACAGAACAAGCCACAGCCAGACGCGGGCAUGGCCAUGGCCGUGACAGCCGAUUCCGAGACCCUCCCCGAGGCAGAGAAGUACAACCCCGGUCCCCAGGACUUCUUGUUAAAAAUGCCAGGCGUGAAUGCCAAAAACUGUCGCUCCUUGAUGAACCACGUUAAGAACAUCGCCGAGUUAGCAGGCCUGUCCCUCGACGAGCUGGCGAGCGUGCUGGGGAACGCGGCCAGUGCCAAGCAGCUCCACGACUUCAUUCACACCUCCUAUGCAGAGGUCCUGUCCAAAGGGAAAAUGAAAAGAUGAACACAGUGCUGCCUGUUUUCUUAUUCUGUGACUGUGCUUCUCAGCAGCUCUUGCCCGCCCUCACAGGUCUUUACUAAUUAGCAGCCCAGUAGCUCAUUCUCUUCCAGCCUUGGAACGAUUGUGCUGUUUCCUCAUCAGGGCACCAGAGGCCAAGGCUCAGCCCUGAACUCUGCGUUUAGGAAUCCUUUUUACUUCUCACGCCUGCUCUCCUCCCUCCCUGUACCAUCCACACCAGGUCUAGUAUGUUCCAUUUUUACGUGAGGUGCUGUCAGGGUCAGGGAAAGAGUCUGCAGGUGUUUAUAGGAGACCAUUUCUGAAACACACAGAAACUUAGGUUUCCUCCACAGACUGAUAAAACGCACAGUCAUGUUCUUGCCCUCUGCCUACAGGGGGGCCCCUGGGACACUGAGAAGGGAACAUCUCUGCCAUUCCUGACCUGUUCUCUCCUCCAUGUUUUCCUCAGCUGCGUGCUUCUCCCACCAGUCUGCCUCUGGGAUAAAUUCAUGGGGACGUCCUGCUGCUAAUUUAAGAAAGACAUCCACCUCUGAAACCAGCCGAUCGGUCUUUAAUCACCUGAAGAUAUGUAGCGUAUACCAUAACUAUAACUUGGUUGUGCAAAACCAGUGUUUUUAAAACAUAGAAUGAAUUACCUAUUUACAAAACUGGAUGGUGUAGGUGAAGGAGCCCUGAAAAUGCUCAGUUUUUACAGGUGUUUUAUCUUCCCGAGUCCCAGCGAUCUCUAAGCCCAGAUGGCCAGUCCCCGAGUCUCAUAGACUCCCUCCUUCCCAGCCUCUCCUCACCUGUCUUGGGACCCCCAGCUCGGGUCCUCUCCCAGGUCUCCACCCACUGCAUCCCUGUGCCAGAGUGGCCUCCUGCCUCUGUGUGAGGACCGGCACCCAAGCAAAGGAGGGACCCACAGUUUUUAAGAUUUGACCUUCUUUCCUUGAGCUAGAAGUGUCGUAAGGAAAUGGAAGAUCAAUGCAUAGAUAUAUAAAAAUCCUAAAGAAAUUUAUAUAUGUUUUAAAAUCCAUAAAGAAAACAAUCUCAUUCCAGACCGCCUUCUGGUUGAUCUAGUUUCGCUUCUUACUGAAGUAUACAUACAGGACAUUCACAACAUCUUUGUGCAGUUUUUAAACUUUUAUAUUGAAACAUUAUUAACUUAGGUAUUAUUCACAUAUUCAGUGAUGAGUAGUAAGUUUUCUACCUCAAGAGCUGCUGCAGACAUCAGUUCCGCUGGCCGCGUCACAUAGGGUCACGUUUUGUCAGCGUCAGCCAUGUUUUUAUUUGUCACACUGUUUGAACUUGGAGUAGACAGUGGACCAUGCAACACAAAAUGGUCUUCAAUUUAAUAGCAGUCUUUCAACUGUCAUCUCGAAGCUGAGCCUCUCAUCUUGACAUCUUGACUUCUUGUAUGUCAAUAUACGUUGAAGUGUGUGGAUUUUGAACUCUAUACGAGGGUACUGCAAGAAUGAAUUAAGGGGUCUCAAGGAGCCAUAUUUGUUAUCCUCUAACUCUUUAGAGUGACUUGGAGAGGAGAGAAGAGGACAAGAAAUGAAAAUUAGUUUAAGGUAGGAUAAAGAUUGGGCUACUAAUUUUGUUCCAGGGUUAAAAAUAUACCCUUGAGAACAGAAAACAAAAAUGUCAGGCACAUAUGUUAACUCUCACCUUUGUAUGAAUUUCUUUAUUUAAGCAUUCAGUCAUAGUUAAAAGUACAUUAAAAUAGAUACCACCUCAAAUAGUAAUGGUUAUAAUUUUUUUUCACUCUGUCCUAGCACUUCUGCUUGAGAGAUGUAAUUUCUAUUUUUUUUCUCCUGGUAUAAUUCCACCUGCCUUUUAUUGUUCUUUCGUUACAUAAAAGGAAAAUCCUAUCAGAGCACAUUCUUUGAUAAGGAUUUCACUCCAAGUUAAGUUUUCAAAAAUAAGCUCUCUUAAAGCUGCCAUUUUAAACAGUCUUGUUAUCUGCUACAACAUAGAAAAAAAACAGUUUUUCCUUAGAGAGCCAGUGUCCUCUGGCUCCCAGUUUCUGUUAUUUGCUGUAGUACCUACUAGACAUCUUAAAGACGGUAUACCAGCUCAUGUGUGUUUGAGCUAUGAGCAUUAGUUUCUAAUGAACUCUAAAAUGGUCAUUAUAGUUGAAGGGCUCUCACUGCCACUCCCUCUUCCAACUAAAUUAAUAUAUUUUAGUGUUUCCAGUUGUGGAAAGCCUUCAGUACAACCAUCAUGUAUUUAGUUUUGUUAAGUUCUUUUACAAAUUUUUAUAGUCUAAGAAUCUUUGGCAAAGAACGAGAAAUGCGUGCUGUUGCAAAAACUAUAUCACUUUAUUUUCUAGCAUCAUUUUAUUAACUUUGCCUUUUUCUUUGAAAAUCGCGAAUAUACACUUUACUUAUGAACUCAUGCUUAGCUUUUUUAAAACCUUUUUUAAAAACUUGAGGCCAGCGUUUUUCUAGUUUACAAGUUUUUUGCAUAAAACUCAGAGCAUAUGAAAUAUUGUGAGAAAUCGUUUUCAGUUUGGUUUAACUCAUAGUGUCUCUCGAUACUUUCUUAAAAUUAUGUAAGAAGAAAUCAUUUUUAAUAGUGGCCAUAAAUAAUAUCUUUUUGACAGUAAGUUACCGUUUCUUUACUUGGAGGCUUAGUAUGUCUACAUGUCUGUGUAUGUUUGGUACAUCCAGAAUGCAGUUUCCAAGCACAUGAGGGGCUGAAAAUAAUUGUCUCACUUAUCAACCCACCAAAACACAGAGGGUUAAGUCUAGAUUCAGUUGUGUUGAGAUAGCAGAGCAUAGAGGGAGUAAAUGGCCUGCAGCAGGAAAACCUACACUGAAGCCAGUCUGGAGAAGUGGGUGGGGGAGAAAGACAGGCAUUAUUCGUCUUUGCUUUUGUUUUUCAAGCAUAAUUUGAUAUUCUUUUGGCUCAGAAAACUUCUUUAGGGAAAUUCCCUUUUCUUUUGUGUUCAGUUUAUCCUAGGAAUGUCCCUUAAGGACCAACAUUUCAGGAAAAUUCUUUUCUCAGGCUUGAGCAUAUUAAAAUUUACCCAGACUUCGACAUGAGUUGUCACUUUUCUUCAUUAUUUUGCUUUCUAUUUUGGUUUAUAGCUAUUUCCUGUCUGAUUCUGAACUUCAGUACUUAAUUUACCAUCUUUAUCCACGGGUUUUUGGUGGCCUCCACCAGUGUUGUUUUUUUGAUUUAAGGGUAUAUAAGCCAAAAUUUGGGUGGCAGGGAGACCUAACCAUUUACAUCAAUUUACAACAGAGCUGUUUGUGUGCGUUUUAAUAAAAUGUGUAUUUAUUUGGUAUUCUCCUCAGCAUUCUGUGGGCAAGGUACAAAUAACCAUGUGUAGUGAAAGGGAAUAUAUCCCCAGUACGUUAUAGUUACCAGUGUGUUGGUAAAUAUAAUUUAAAAUUCAGAGAAUAUUUAAUGGAUUUUUUUAUGCAGAAUAAAAGAUUAGAGCUGAAAUGCGCUUAGAACCAUUGCUUUGGCAUUUGACUGGCUUGGUAAACCCAUUUUCUAAGGCUUCAGCGUAUUUUUCUUUUGGUUAUUUUCCUUUACUGCUUUUCAUUUUGUAGCAUGUGUCCUUAAGGAGGGGAGAGAACCAUUCUUCUGAAAAUACUCAUUUGUUGACAGUGUAAUGAAUAUGUGGUGAGUACAAUGCCUGGGACACCUUAACUAACAAAGAUUAAUUUCCUGCCACCUCUGACUCAUACAUUUUUGUUCCUUUAACGUCAAAGUCGAGAGAAGUCAAUUAUUCUUUUGACACAUCGAGAAUUUAUUGUAGCCUCUUAAGCAAGUUAAUUAUUAAUUUCCUAAUUGACUCAUUUCAGUGAUUUAAUUAUUUUGCUUCUGCUUUGAGAUGUAGAACCGAAACCCUCUUUAACAUAAGGUAUCAGAGAGUUUAUUUCUCAAAAUGUUUUAAUGUCCAAAUACUUUGGUGGAAUAAUGAACCCUUACUCAGUAGUAAUAUAACUCACAUUUAUUAGCACUUGUGCUUUAUCUCAUUAAUGCUCAUGGCAAAGCCAUAAAGGUACUAUUACUUAAAAUCCUCUUUUACAAUGGUGAAACGGAGGCACAGAGAGGUUAAGUAAUUUUUCUAGGGUCACCCAGUAGUAAAUGGUGGAACCAUGAUUUGAACUCAAGCAAUUUGACUCCAGAGCCCAUGAUGAAAUCCUGGGGACAAAGGAGGGUCGGUGGAGAGUGGGAGACUGUGCUUCAUGUCCGCUUUCUUAAAUCUAAUGACAAACACAGAAAAAACAGAUUGGUUUGUUUCCAUUCCUCUCAGAGAAGAGUGUCAAGAGCAAGUAUGCAAAACUUGGAAAUAGGUCACAGAGAAUACUGAGUACUCUUUCUCUGUAGACCUGGAUGUUGUCUAGUGACCUCUGUUCCCCGGGGGAUUAUCUGAUUUUCUAGGGCUGUGAACCUUUUGCUGACUGAUUAGGAAGGCUGUUCUGCAAGCUUACAAGAAUAGAGGUUAACUUGCAGAAAACCGAUAGCAUUACAAAUGAUUCUUGUCCAGUGACAUCACAAAGAUUAUUGCCUAGUGGGACAUUAAUCAGUUUUGCAUUUGUUAGCAAAUUUAUUUCUGCAUUCCUUUGACCAACUACAGAUCUCUAGGUCCUUGAAUUUUCUCUUGAAUCAGUCUAACGUCUCACUGGCUUCCUUAUUAAUUGAACUGAAUAAAAUCUUUAACUUCUAUUAUUUUUCUAUUUCUAUGAGAGUCAUGUUUUUAACCUUUUGAAAAUUGUACUUUGCAAAUGGUGUUGCCAACAUGAGGUCCCAUAUAAUGAUGAAACCCUAGUUCCAGCCUAAUUCAUCCUGAAAUGAAACCUUGUAAACUAGUAAAACUGUACCUUGGAACUAAGACAUUAAUAUUAAAAACUAUAAAUUGAUUAAAUAUUUAAGA